This is a messenger RNA of Papaver somniferum (opium poppy), 2889 nucleotides long. RefSeq names its product renalase-like. Bases 37 to 1494 code for a protein of 485 amino acids. The transcript is spliced from 9 exons. The record is from RefSeq and is a predicted model, not a curated record. NCBI's taxonomy places the organism in Eukaryota, Viridiplantae, Streptophyta, Magnoliopsida, Ranunculales, Papaveraceae.
UUAUCCUUAAGACUCAAAUUCAUCAAACGGUCGAAUAUGAUUUUAUGUAUCGGUUCUUCAUUGAUUCAACAACCCAUCAAGUUCCAUAAACCCUUCCUAAACCCUCCCAAUUUCUUCAUCAAAACCCCUAGAACCCUAACUUUGAUUUGUAGAGCAGAAUCUUCAGAAUCUAAUAACCCUAACAAGCGUAAUCCAUUAAAGGGUAAAGAACCAUACAGGAAACACCCCAGAAGAUCAAAAUACGGAACUUCAAGAAGAUCAAUUUUGAAGAAAACAUUGAAUCAAGAACAGCUCAUUUUCACUACCCCAAUUUCAGAUGACCCUGUUGUUGCUAUCAUUGGUGGUGGAAUGUCUGGGUUGAUUUGUGCACUCGAUUUAGAGAAAAGAGGAAUCAAGUCUACAGUUUUCGAUACCGGGGUUCAUGGUUUGGGAGGGAGAAUGGGUACCAGGAUAAUUGAUACUCAGCCACUGGUUUUUGAGCACGCAGCUCAGUUCUUCACUGUCAGUGACUCUCGGUUUGCCGAAUUGGUUAACGGGUGGCUGGAUAAGGGUCUUGUUCGGCAGUGGGAUGGAGCAGUUGGAGACCUUGAAGUAGGUGGGAAGUUUACUCCUAGUACAUCUUCAGCUCCGAGGUAUAUAGGUGUGAAGGGGAUGCGCCCUCUUGCAGAUUCAAUUCUGUCUCAGACAAGCAUGGUUAAUGUAGUGAGACCCUGUUGGAUAAGUAAAAUCGAGGCAUUUAAUGGAAGGUGGUACUUGAGUGAAAAUGGGAAGCCUCAGGGUCAGUUUGAUGCAAUUGUUAUUGCGCACAAUGGUAAAUGCGCAAAUCGCCUGCUUGGUACGUCAGGUUUGCCAAUGAUAGCAAAGCAAAUGAAAGCGCUGAAUCUGAGUGCUAUCUGGGCACUUCUUGCAGCAUUUGAAGAUCCUCUUCCUAUACCCUUUGAAGGAGCUUUUGUGAAAGGAGUCGAUUCGCUGUCAUGGAUGGGGAACAAUACCAAGAAACUAUUCCCCUCUCAGAGCAGUGGCCCUCAGUGUUGGACCUUCUUCAGUACAGGCGAUUUUGGAAAACGUAAUAAAGUUCCACAGGAGAAUAUCCCAAAUGCCACAGCAGAGAGGGUGAAGGAAGCUAUGAUUGAAGGUGUUGAGACUGCGCUGGGCGCACCCAAAGGAUCGCUUCAGAAACCCUUUUACACCAGGGUGCAGUUAUGGGGAGCAGCUCUUCCUACUAAUACUCCAGGAAUUCCCUGCAUCUUUGAUGCUCAGGGAAGGGCAGGAAUAUGCGGUGAUUGGCUACUUGGUUCAAGCUUAGAGGCUGCAGCAUUGAGUGGGAUGGGUCUUGCAAAUCAUAUUGCAGAUUACUUGCAAAGUGGGGGAUCCAGUCCUGAUGAGUUUUCUGUUGGUUUACACGAGGAAUUUCAAUCAAUUGAAGGGUACGAUAUCGGGCAAUUUCCAAGUGUAGAGACUAAAGAACAAGUAAAAGAGCCUCUGGCGUGUUAAAUAAAAGUUAAAACCAAGUUUGAUAUCAUACUUGGAGUUGGAUUUGCAUCAAUACUCGGGAAUGCUAAAGGUGGAGAUGGUAGACGUGCACUUCAUUUUGCUGCUGCAGCCUGCAGGAGGGAGAUUAGAUGUUCCUUAAGUACUUGAUUGAAGAGAUGAAACUUGACAUUGAUGUCAAAGAUAAUUCAUUCAGGCGACACUCCCUUGUGCUGUGCAGCAAAAGAAGGACGUUUGAGCAUUGUAGCAUAUCUUCUGAAAAUUGGGUGCCAAUCCUGAAAUACCAAAUGAUACAGAUAUGAUUCAUAUGAAUCAUUUGAAUCAUGCCGCUAUGAAAGGACAUAAUGGUGUCAUAUCCUUGUUACUUUCAAAAGGGAUUAGCAUAGAUGUUUCAAAUGGUUUUGGCUCGCCCCUGCACCUUGCUUGCGCUUUUGGCCAACACGAUACAGUUAAUCUUCUUCUGGACCACAAUGCCUGUCCCAAUUUGCUCUUCCACGAGGUGGCGACUUCAGUCAUCCAUCCUUUACACAUCUUGGCAAUGCGUGGAGAAUUUACUCAAGCCCAAUUUGCUCUUCCACGAGGUGGCGACUUCAGUCAUCCAUCCUUUACACAUCUUGGCAAUGCGUGGAGAAUUUACUCAAGGCAGGUGCUGAUACAAAUGGUGGACCAGAUGGAGUCAAAGCUCUGCCACUAGCAGCUAAAGUGGGGAUAAUACAAAUCAUCAAGCUGCUAGUUGAAGCUGGUGCGGGUCCAAAUUUUACGGAUAUGUGUGGACUGAAGUCAGUAAAAGAAGCAGCUCUUGAUGGUAACCGUCAAGGUGUUGAGAUUCAUUUUCCUGAACAUAUGUGGAUGGGAGCAUUGAUGGGGUAAUGGAGCAUGGAAAUUCUAAAAAGUUCAAAAAGAUGGUUCCUAAAGAGAAGAUUUUUCUUGAGGCAAAAUAAAUGGGAAGGAGUGCAUUCUGUAGGAAUGAUUACUGUCUGGCAUUAUGUUGGCGCUGGACUAUCCGACAAGAGUUUGCACUUUGUCUAUUUGAGUAAAGGAGAUUUUUCCUUAGAAGAAUUAUGAUCCAGCCUAGCUAUGAAUUAUGAUCCAGUCUAGCUAUAGGGUACAUGCAAUGUAUAUUCUUCGCACCAGAGCCAACUUAUAACAUUAUUCAACUUACAGCAUCAUUUUUGCCUGCCCAACUCAAUGUGCAUUUUCUUAUCCUCCUCACUAUUUGGUUUCCAAGGAGUUCAAACAGUACGUAUAUCACUAUCAAGUACUUUGCUACAACCGUUUCCUAACAAUCCAAAGACACAAAAUCUGCUUUGAUUCGUUUGUAUUUCAAAAUCUGUGGUCAAUUUUGAGAACAGCUGCUUCCCCCGUUCCAUUCAAAUCUUUGCCACCUAUGCCCAAUCU